Messenger RNA from Scatophagus argus, 2300 nucleotides. RefSeq names its product potassium voltage-gated channel, subfamily G, member 1 (gene kcng1). Gene Ontology annotation, biological process: regulation of delayed rectifier potassium channel activity; potassium ion transmembrane transport; protein homooligomerization. Gene Ontology annotation, cellular component: membrane; voltage-gated potassium channel complex. NCBI's taxonomy places the organism in Eukaryota, Metazoa, Chordata, Actinopteri, Scatophagidae. The record is from RefSeq and is a predicted model, not a curated record. The coding region runs from base 649 to 2208 and encodes 519 amino acids. The transcript is spliced from 3 exons. Gene Ontology annotation, molecular function: delayed rectifier potassium channel activity.
UCCGGGGAUGAUAAAAUGUUUCUUAAUAUCCCAGUGGCUUGCUGCAGCACUCGCGGCUCAUCUCUCCUCUCCAUGCUGACCUGAACGUCACCCUGCACGAACUAUCACAAUCCCAGCACGUUAAAAUACCUGCCUUCCGUUUCCACUAUACUCCUUCCGUUUUAACUUUCUCUCACACAGCAUACAUUCUUCUCUUACACGCAUAUAUUUGACCUAUGCAACAAACGCACCCUUUUUCCAAGGCGGGCUAAUUAAACUGAUGUUCUGUCCACUGUGGGUGUGCUGUGCUGCUGCUAGACGUGGCUCCUUUGCUAGCUUGCUUCUGGGUUUUUAUGAAAAUACUUAUACAAAUAAAGUAUAAAUUCGGUCAGUGCUGUUGUUUUGAGAUAGCUUGGUGGAGGGUGGGUGUUUGUGCUGCACGCUGACCAGAUUUAGCAGCUCUGUUUGUUAACUGUCGGCCAUAUUAGGCACAGGCCUCAAACACAGACUCCAAGCCUGAAGCUUCAAGAGUUUGACGUCUUCCGGACCACCCAGACUCCGUCAGACAAGUUUCACCGAUGGGCAGAACAUCACUGCUUCACUUCUACAAGCUAAGUGACAGCGUGACGGUGGCAGACUGAGCACAGGGAUGUGAGCAGACCAGUAAAGAUGACCCUGUUGGCGGGUGAUGGCUCCGACUAUGACUACAGCGCCCUGAGCUGCGCCUCUGACACCUCCCUCAACGAGCGUCCCCCACCAGAGGAGGAGGCUCAAAAGGGAGCCUUCUACCAGAGGGCGCAGCAAGCCCCCGAUCUCAGCACCGUCCAUGAUGACACACAACUGUCCAGCGCCCGUAAACUCCACGCCAUCAUCAAUGUGGGUGGCCUGCGUUACCAGCUGCCUUGGACCACCUUAGAGGAUUUCCCCCUUUCUCGGCUGGGCCAGCUGCACCUCUGCAGCACCUUUGACGAGAUCAUGCGCAUCUGUGACGACUAUGAUGUUACACACAACGAGUUCUUCUUCGACCGCAGCCCCUGUGCCUUCCGCACCAUCCUGACCUUCCUGCGGGCGGGUAAGCUGCGGUCCCUCAGGGAGAUGUGCGCCCUCUCCUUCAGGGAGGAGCUGCUCUACUGGGGCGUACCCGAGGAGAACCUGGAGUGGUGCUGUCGCCGGCGUCUGCUGCAGCGCGUGGAGGAGUUUGAAGCCAUGGAGAGGGCGGAGGAGGAGGAGCAACUCCUGGAGGAUCUGCUGGAUUCAGACAGUGGCCACAGGGAGCACGCAGCAGAGUCCAGACUCAGUCGGUGCAUGGGCAAGCUGAGGGACAUGGUGGAGAGGCCUCACUCAGGCCUCCCCGGGAAGAUCUUCGCUUGUUUGUCUGUGUUGUUUGUCACCAUCACUGCCGUCAACCUGUCCAUCAGCACCAUGCCUGCCAUGAGGGAGGAGGAGGAGGCGGGCACAUGUUCCCAGAUGUGCUACAACAUCUUCAUAGUGGAGACGGUGUGCGUGGCCUGGUUCUCCCUGGAGUUCACCCUGCGCUUCAUUCAAGACCGCAGCAAGCUGACCUUCCUCAGACAGCCGCUCAACCUGAUCGACGUGGUGGCCAUCCUGCCGUACUACAUCACCCUGUUGGUGGACAGCACCUCCAAGGGGGAGAAGCGGCUGGGCUCUGGCAGCAGCUACUUAGACAAAGUGGGCUUGGUGCUGCGCGUCCUCAGAGCCCUGCGGAUCCUCUAUGUGAUGCGGCUGGCUCGCCAUUCGCUGGGCCUGCAGACUCUGGGCCUGACAGCACGCCGCUGCACACGGGAGUUUGGACUGCUCCUCCUCUUCCUGUGCGUGGCCAUCGCACUCUAUUCCCCCUUGCUGUACUUGAUUGAGAACGAAAUGGCCAACACGCAGGAGUUCACCAGCAUCCCCGCGACCUACUGGUGGGCUGUCAUCACCAUGACCACGGUGGGCUACGGGGACAUGGUGCCGAGGAGCAUCCCGGGCCAGGUGGUGGCUCUGAGCAGCAUCCUGAGCGGGAUCCUUCUCAUGGCCUUCCCCGUCACCUCCAUCUUCCACACCUUCUCGCGGUCCUACGUGGAGCUGAAGCAGGAGCAGCAGAGGCUGCUGCAGAGGAGGACACACUUUCUGCUGCGGAGCCGCAUGGCCGGCCUGGGCAGCAACCUCUCCUUAGAGAGUGACAUGCUCUUCCCUAUAGGGUCUGACACCAGAGACUUGGACGACUGAGACCGCUGAACAGGGAAGGGCCUGAAAACUGGGAAGAGGACAGAAAAACAAUGAGAGGGAGGUGUUGAAAAGACUGAAAAUGUAAAGAGAGA